CCCGAUUCGAUCUUUGCUUGACUCAAAUCUUCCUUGUUCAAUAUAAGCGGGAAAGGUUAUGCCAAUUUCGAAGGACGUAGUUGGUACGAACACGAGAUUAGUCGUUACACGAGGGAGAAUUAAUCAAACUCUUUGUCAAUAUCGUGACAUCUCUCGCCAAAUAAAAUGAGUAAAAGGUUAAAAUUAGGUGCUCUCACAACACCGAGAAAGUUGCGCUCUGGGAAAGUGUUGGCUAAAGAGUCUACAAAGAAAACGUCACCUUAUUUCGACGGUGAGAAAAGCUUGCCGACAAAUGACCGUGCGAAGGACCGUUCUCCGGUCAAAAUCAAGCGUGAGGCGACAGAGGACAAGGAGGAUGCUAAAAGCGUCGAUGUAACAUCAUCUGUCAAGAAAAAAAGUGAAGAUAUAGAAGAGUCAGCACUGUCAGCAGAUGCUGAAAAUAUUAAAAUCGAAAAAUUUGAUUUGAAAAAUGAGAUUACAGAGGAAUCGGUAGAUGUAAAAACUACCAAAAAAGGGGAGCAAUGGAUGCCACCGAACUGGGAAAUUAUUUUGAAGAACAUCAGGGAGAUGAGGAAGCACGGAACAGCUCCAGUUGACGAAAUGGGUUGCCAUAAGUGUGCAGAUCCAAAUGCCAGUCCAGUGGUAUCUAGAUAUCAGUCGUUGAUUGCUCUAAUGUUGAGUAGUCAGACGAAGGAUCAAGUUACCCACGCUGCUAUGCAGCGUCUGAAUACCUUUGGUUGUACUCCAGCUAUACUGGCAACUAUUUCUGAUGAGGUUUUGGGUAAACUCAUAUAUCCAGUUGGAUUCUGGAAGAGAAAGGUGGAAUACAUAAAGAGGACGUCAAUCAUACUUCUGGAUAAGUAUGAUGGUGAUAUCCCCAGAACAGUAAAGGAAUUAUGCGACUUACCGGGAGUGGGUCCUAAAAUGGCUCAUAUAUGCAUGCGGAUUGCAUGGGGAGAGGUAUCCGGAAUCGGUGUGGAUACACACGUUCACAGAAUUUGCAACAGAUUAAACUGGGUGAGAAGGCCAACCAAGACACCGGAGGAAACGAGAAACGAACUGGAAGAUUGGCUUCCUAGAUCUUUAUGGAGCGAGGUAAAUCAUCUGCUCGUGGGAUUUGGUCAAGAAAUUUGUCUACCUCGAUUUCCCAAGUGCUCUGAAUGUCUCAACAAAGAUAUCUGUCCAUAUCGUUCAAAGAGCAGUGAAAAAGCUAAGAAAUGAUAUUUAUAUAAAAUGUUGUUAAGAAAUAUAUUUAUUUAUAACUCAUGUACAUUUAUCAAACCUUAGCGACGUCUUGAUUUCUUUUUAAUUCGCUUUGUUUAAUUAUCGUCAGUUAUAUUUAUAGAUACAUGCUCUUUGAG
Molecule: messenger RNA, 1361 nt
Organism: Ooceraea biroi (clonal raider ant)
Lineage: Eukaryota; Metazoa; Arthropoda; Insecta; Hymenoptera; Formicidae
Gene: Nthl1
Product: Nth-like DNA glycosylase 1
Biological process (GO): nucleotide-excision repair; base-excision repair, AP site formation; base-excision repair
Cellular component (GO): nucleus
Molecular function (GO): DNA-(apurinic or apyrimidinic site) endonuclease activity; oxidized pyrimidine nucleobase lesion DNA N-glycosylase activity; DNA binding
Source: RefSeq, a predicted model, not a curated record